This is a messenger RNA of Protobothrops mucrosquamatus (brown spotted pit viper), 695 nucleotides long. RefSeq names its product transmembrane protein 203 (gene TMEM203). The record is from RefSeq and is a predicted model, not a curated record. Gene Ontology annotation, biological process: intracellular calcium ion homeostasis. Gene Ontology annotation, cellular component: endoplasmic reticulum. The transcript has a single exon. NCBI's taxonomy places the organism in Eukaryota, Metazoa, Chordata, Lepidosauria, Squamata, Viperidae. The coding region runs from base 1 to 414 and encodes 137 amino acids.
AUGCUGUUCUCGCUGCGGGAGCUGGUGCAGUGGCUGGGCUUCGCGCCGUUCGAGCUGCUCCUGCAGGCGGCGGCGCUGCUGGCGACCUCGGGGCUGCUGGCGCUGAAGGCGGACGGCGCGGCGGCCGGGCUGAGCUGGUGGAGCGUCUUCGCGCCGCUCUUCGCCGCCGACGGGCUGAGCACCUACUUCACGGCCAUCGUGUCGGUGCGCCUCUUCCAGGACGGCGAGAAGCGCCUGGCCGUGCUGCGCCUCUUCUGGAUCCUGACGCUCCUCAGCCUCAAGUUCGUCUUCGAGAUGCUGCUGUGCCAGAAGCUGGGCGAGCAGAGCCACGAGCCGCUCUGGUACGGGCUGAUCAUGUCGCCCGUCUUCAUCCUGCUUCAGCUGCUUAUGAUCCGCGCCUGCCGAGUCAAUUAGCAGGAGGAGGCGCUUGCCCGGCACGGCCUUGGCAGGAAUGACCGUGCCCCUCUGGACAGCAGCAGGCUGACCGGGACUGUCCUGGAAGACUCUCUCGACCAGCUGUGGCUGCUGACCUGCUUCCCAACACCGAGAGAAAGGACCGCAAGGCCUCUCCCCGCCCUCAAGGGUAACCCUUCUUGUGCGCCUCAUCCCAUUCUGCCAUUGGACUCUGAUUUCUGAGGGCCAGAAGAUUUGGGCAAGUUCCGAUUAAAAUCAAGAAUAAAAAAUGUAGAGCAGUA